Xyrichtys novacula (pearly razorfish) is the source of this 3349-nucleotide messenger RNA. NCBI's taxonomy places the organism in Eukaryota, Metazoa, Chordata, Actinopteri, Labriformes, Labridae. The record is from the annotation of a GenBank genome assembly.
CUCAUAUUUUAAAGUUAGGUAGUAGUGAGAAUGAAGAUCCAGCCUCACAUAGAAGAAACUUAAACUAAUGAUUCAACUCUUUGCUACCAGAUUUGUUAAUUUGUGCCAUCUAGUGGUCAUGACUGAAACAUGCAGGUUAACCAUCAGACCGGUGACUCCAUGUUCUGGAUUUUGCCAAUCAUACAAAAAAAAUACUCUUUACAAAUACAUUAUUAGACUUCCCUGCAGAUUUUUAUACUUUUAGAAUUUAUUUGAAUUUGUUUGGGCUUAACUUUGUUUAGUUGUAUACUAAACUGUGUUUACUAAAGAAAACUGGCCUGUCUUGAAACAAAUCUAUUGAGUGGGCUAACUUAGUUCCUUCUGUUUGAUGCAUCCAUCUGUCUAAUCAGAUAACACACUGGAGGCUUUAUGUGUUGGCGAUAGUUUGUUGAGUUUAAUCAAAACAAAGUCUGCACAUUUACUCAAUGUCACAAAAAGUUCAUUGAAUCCCUUUAAGUAAACAGAAAACAACUUUAAGUCACCUGACACAUGCAAGAAGGCCAAAUGUAGUGAUUUAAAAAGCUGUUUUUCAGGAGUCAGAUCUGGAAGGUGGAUCAAGUUUACUUUCCCCUUUUCCUAGCUUAACUUUUCUGAAAAAGUCUUAAAAAUCGACCACAUUGUCGAUUUUUAAGAGAGCAAAGCAUUACAACUUUUUCAACACUCUUCUUCAACUCCUACUCUGUGUUCAAGCUGUGGCAACAAUGUUCACCUUUUUUUUGACUGAAACUUUCCAAACCCACGACUCCAACAACCACCCACCUGCCAAAUCAUCUCACUUUUUCCUGCCAAAUAAGAGAAAUGUUACGCAACUUUUUUUUUCUUUUUUGUAAAACUCAGAAUUACUCAUGUAAAAACGAUCUGAUGCUGCUCACUGACCCCCUGUUGUUGCACCCUUCAGCAUGAAGUGAGCAGGUCCAACAUCCCAGGAGGCAUGUGGCACGCCUUCCUGUCAGAAAGCUGUAAAGGUAAACUUCUAGUUGUCUUUUCUCCAUCCUCAGUUUGGCACAGGUGGUCAGACAGAAGUAAACUUUUUUCUGGCUUUUAACCAUUUCUGAAAAAGUGUAUGUGGUCCAAAGAUACAGCAGCAUCACACUGAAUUUAUAUAUAAGCUUUAAAUUUUAGAUUCACUCUUAAUAUGAGCAAUAAAGGGACAUUAAAAGACAUUUCUAUUAUGAGGCAUAAAAGCUGAUUUUAUGUAGAUUAAAACCUAAAUUAUUCAAACAAUCUGGAACAAAAUUAACUUUUUUUUUAAGGCAGAAAUGACCUGAUAUGUAAUAAAAAUCUAGCUGCUUUCCCUUUUUUCUCAUCUGAAUUAUAAUUUAAAUAACAAGAGGACUCUGUUUCUGCAGUCUUUUGAAGAAACCUCUCCUAAAUGGAACUUUUUCCAGCAUUGACAUUGGCCGAGCUUGUUUUAGGCCGUGAGUUUACCGUGUGUGGUUGUGCAGCGUUUUGAAUGAAAAGCCCCGUGUCAUCAGUAUCACUCAGAUGUGCGCAGCGCUUUAACAGUUUUGUAUUUUCAGCAGAUUCCCUAAAACACAAAACUCAUCCCCUGUGAUUGGUUGUGGCUCAGCAUGCUCCAUUGUUCCAGCGGCCCGUUUGUUCGCUCGGUUUCCUAUGCACAAACAAAACUUUCCUGCCUCACACGGCAAUAUUGGGCUCCCUGUGCUUUCACAACCCGAAUUAUUGGAAUCUCUGACUUUUUCUGAGGGAAAAAAGAUAAAGGUAGGUUAUUAAAAUCAACACUGAAAAGGUGGGAGUGUUGUAUUUAUACCUGUAUAAUAUUUUGCUUGUAUUGAAGUGGACAGAAAGUUUGUCUUUCACUGCUAGAAUUGGAAGUUAAUCUCAUGAAUAAAUAAGCUGAGAAUUAGCUUCAAAAUGAGUUGAAAGUUAAAAAUUCUAGGAAAAAACUUUUGAGUGUGACAUUAUAGAGAUAUUUGAAACUACAUGUGCACCAUAUUUCAUAUUUUAGCAGAAAAUAUAGGAUCAUUUUAGAAAUCUGAUGAUUUUAGAUAGAAUUUACAAAAAUAUACUUGUCCGCUCAUGUUUAAAUUUUAUCUUGAGGUUAUCAGUGUUCGUUUGUUGCCUAAAAAGUGAGUCUGAAUUCCAACAUCACAUAAAAUUUGUUGCAAAAUAUUCAUGUCAUCCUGCUUAAUGUAUCUGGACACUGUUUCACUCUGUAUCUCUGUCUGGUUGUUCAUCUAUCAACUGUGAAAAGAAGUGUUGGGAGACCCUCACCUGCUCUGCUAUCUCUCUGUCUGUCUGUGUGUCUGUCUGUCAGUCAGUGUUGUUUGGCAGGAUGUACAGCUUUAUGGGAGGUGGGUUGUUCUGCGCUGGAGUCGGGAACAUACUCCUCAUUGUCUCCACAGCAACUGACUACUGGAUGCAGUACCGUCACUCCAGCAAUUACAUGCACCAGGGCCUGUGGCGGUACUGUGUGCCUGGGAAAUGCAUGACACACACAGACAGCAUUGGUGAGACAUGCAGGGUAUAUUUUUUACUUUUUAUUUUACCAAGCAGGGAGAAAUUUGGUUUUGAGCAGCUGAUGAUGAGUGUGUGACCUCAGCUCUAAACCUUAUAAACAUCAGGGUUUCUGGGGUGAAAUAACCUUAUAUGUUUCUGAGGUUAUUUUACUUGAAUAUGCACCAGUUAGAGAGCAGAUCUGAAAGCCUGAUCUUGUCUCGUCUCUCGCAGCAUAUUGGGAUGCCACCCGGGCCUUCAUGAUCCUCUCCCUGCUGGCUUGUUUCAUUGGCAUCGUGAUCGGGGUCAUGGCCUUCAUCCACUACUCCUCCUUUGACGGGUUUGACAAGACGUUUGCAGCUGGCAUCCUCUUUUUCAUCUCCUGUGAGCUCCGACGACACAGAAAAACACACAUCUCUCAGUAUAUUCCAAACAUUACUAUCAGUUUAACUCUGUGAUUUGAUAACCUUUGUGCAGGCUUCUUUGUGUUGCUGGCCAUGGCUGUGUACACAGGAGUGACAGUGAACUACUACGGUAAACGCUAUGGCAGCUGGCGUUUCUCCUGGUCCUACAUAAUGGGCUGGGUGGCUGUGGUGCUCACAUUCUUCUCAGGCAAGCCUCUUAACACUCUAACAAAUAAAAACUCAUCUCCUUUUUUUUGCAUAUUUCCAUAACUGUCCCAUUAUUCUCUUUUAGGUAUCUUCUACAUGUGUGCCUACCGGAUGCACGAAUGCCCAAGAAACUCAAACUCCCGCUGAACUGACAAAAAAGCUUUGAAACACAAAAAAAGACAUGCGCGCUUUAGCACCGGUCCAUUAGAACGGCAAAGAGGAAGCAACCAAUGAACUUCAUA